AUGGAUCAUUCCCAGUGGCUCGUGACUAUUUACGCCUUGGUCGUUCUCCUGGGGCUCCGUCUGGAGAGAGGCGCUUGCCAGCACUACCUGCACAUCCGCCCUGCGCCCAGCGACAACUUGCCCCUGGUGGAUCUAAUCGAGCACCCGGACCCUAUCUUCGACCCCAAGGAGAAGGACCUCAACGACACGCUCCUGCGCAACCUCCUGGGCACCCACUUCGACGCCAACUUCAUGGCGGUCUCCCUGGCCGACGAUCGCCUGGGAGGGGACGACCUGGCCGAGCUGGACCUGCUGCUGAGGCAGAGGCCGUCGGGGGCCAUGCCCAGCGAGAUCAAGAGCCUGGAGUUUUACGACGGGGGCCUGCAGGCCAGCAAGAAGCACCGGCUGAGCAAGAAGCUUCGCCGGAAGCUGCAGCUGUGGCUGUGGUCGCAGACCUUCUGCCCGGUCCUCUACACGUGGAACGACCUGGGCAGCCGCUUCUGGCCCCGCUACGUCAAAGUGGGCAGCUGCUUCAGCAAAAGGUCGUGCUCCGUCCCCGAAGGGAUGGUCUGCAAGCCGGCCAAGUCGGUGCAUCUGACCAUCUUGAGGUGGAGGUGCCAGCGCCGGGGCGGGCAGCGCUGCACGUGGAUCCCCAUCCAAUACCCCAUCAUCGCCGAGUGCAAAUGUUCCUGCUAG
Molecule: messenger RNA, 675 nt
Organism: Podarcis lilfordi (Lilford's wall lizard)
Lineage: Eukaryota; Metazoa; Chordata; Lepidosauria; Squamata; Lacertidae
Source: the annotation of a GenBank genome assembly